This is a messenger RNA of Hansenula ciferrii, 2139 nucleotides long. RefSeq names its product putative ATP-dependent RNA helicase (gene DBP7). The coding region runs from base 1 to 2139 and encodes 712 amino acids. The transcript has a single exon. Gene Ontology annotation, molecular function: nucleic acid binding; ATP binding. Gene Ontology annotation, biological process: ribosome biogenesis. Lineage: Eukaryota; Fungi; Ascomycota; Saccharomycetes; Phaffomycetales; Wickerhamomycetaceae. The record is from RefSeq and is a predicted model, not a curated record. Gene Ontology annotation, cellular component: nucleus.
AUGGAUGACGGAUUAUUGUUGAACUUUAGUACGGAAGCUAGUGCUCCUGCUCCAACAAAGUCAAGUGCCAAAGUCGUUGGUGGUAAAUGGAAAGACCGUCGUAAAGCUCAAUUAUCUGCUAGAGGUAUCAAGAAGAAAGAUAGAUCUAAAUCAGGUGUUAAUGCUCAACCAGUUAAAGAAAAAGAACCAAAAGAAAUAACUACAUCAAAUACUGAAACUAAACCAACUGAAGGUCAACCACAGUCAAGACCUGUUAAGAAAAGAUCUGCUCCUUCUGAAAAUGAAAAUAAAGGUCCUUCAAAACAAGCUAGAUUUACUGAAGGUAGAGGUACAGCAGGUAAAAAUGAUACAUAUGUUUCAUCUUUAUUUACAUCGAAUCCUGAAUUAACCAAAAGAGAUUAUAAUCAAGAAAUGGAAGUUCAUGAACCAUCAAAUGCUCCAUUAGCUGAUGCUACAAGUUUUAAUGGGUUAGGAUUAAAUGAAAUUUUAAAUAAUCAUUUAACCGAACAUUUAUCUUUGAAAAAUCCAACAAAAAUUCAAAGAUCAGUAUUACCAAGAUUACUUACAAGAGAAAGAGAUUUAUUUGUUCAAGCUCAAACAGGUUCAGGUAAAACUUUGGCAUUUGUUUUACCAAUUUUCCAAAAAUUAAUGGAAAUUAAAGAUUUAAAUAGAACAACUGGGAUUUUUGCAUUAAUUUUAGCACCAACAAGAGAAUUAGCUACACAAAUUUAUAGUGUUAUUGAAACUUUAACACGUUGUUGUCAUAGAAUUGUUCCAGGUAUUGUUAUUGGUGGUGAAAAGAAAAAAUCUGAAAAAGCUAGACUAAGAAAAGGUGUAAAUAUUCUUGUUGCUACUCCAGGUAGAUUAGCUGAUCAUAUUGAACACACAGAAAGAUUAGAUUUAUCAAAUAUAAGGUAUGUUGUUCUUGAUGAAGGUGAUAAAUUGAUGGAAUUGGGGUUUGAAGAAACAAUUACUCAAAUUUUGACAGAUAUUGAGAAAACCUCAAGAAUCAAUGCUACUAUAAGAUUAUAUCCAACUUUACCACAUAAAAGAAUUAAUGUUCUUUGUUCUGCAACUAUCAAAGGUAAUGUUAAGAAAUUAGGUGAAAUUUCAUUAAGUGAUGCUGAAAUGGUUAAUAAUAAUUCAGUUCCAGAUGCUGAUGAUUUAGAAAUGGCUGAAAAUGUUGCAGCACCAGAUCAAUUAUUACAACAAGUUUGUGUUGUACCUCCAAAAUUAAGAUUAGUUUCCCUUGCGGCAAUUUUGAAAAAUAUAACAUCAAUAAAGACAAUAGGUUCACGUACAAUGAUUUUCCUUUCAUGUUCAGAUUCUGUUGAUUUCCAUUUUUCAAUUUUUGCUAAAGAUGGUAAAAUUUUCAAUAAAGUAUCUAAAGAAUAUGAAGAUCCAAGAGAUUCUCAAAGUACUGUAUUAACUUCACCUUUAUUAGGAGAAAAUACAUUUGUUUAUAAAUUACAUGGGUCAUUAUCACAACAAACACGUACAGCUACAUUAUCUGCAUUUUCCAAAGCUCCAGAAGAUCAACAUACCAUAUUAUUUUGUACAGAUGUUGCAUCAAGAGGUUUAGAUUUACCUUAUAUAUCAACAGUUAUUGAAUAUGAUCCACCUUUUGCAACAGAAGAUCAUUUACAUAGAAUUGGUAGAACAGCUCGUGCAGGUAAAUCAGGUAAAUCAUUUUUAUUUUUAUUACCAACUGAAGAGAAAUAUUUGGAAUUAAUUGAACAUUAUCAUCCAAAUGGUGUUAAACAUAGAUCUUAUGAAGAUUUAUUAACAACAGGAUUUGGUGUUAAAUGGGAUUUCGAUGCUACAACAUGGCAUUUAAAUAUUGAAAGAUGGUUAUUAGAAGAUGAAACAACUCAUGAAAAAGCUGUAAAGGGGUUUACAAGUCAUAUUAGAGCUUAUGCAACACAUAUAUCAUUAGAAAAAUCAAUUUUUAAUUUAAAAUCAUUACAUUUAGGUCAUUUAGCUAAAAGUUUUGGACUUCGUGAAACUCCAAAGAAAUUAGGUGGUAAAACUUCAAAUAAUGAAGUUGGUAAAAGAAAGAAAGAAAAUCCAAAAGAUAAAAUGUUUAGAAUGGCAAGAAUGACUGCUAAAGCACAAAGUGAUGAAUUUAAUUUUAUGUAA